CAUCUUGAACACUAAACAGUGUAAUAGUCAAAACCGAAAAACCAAUCACAGACCACGGCCGACCUUUACCGUAUCCCCUGCCUCUCCGGCCCCGGCAGCGCCACGUAGAUUUUCCGAUGCAUUCUCUUCCUCUUACGCUCGUCGUUUCCCUUCUUCUCACAGUCCUCCUGAAAUUUAUCUACUCCACUUUCUGGCUUCCAUGGAGAAUUCAAAUCCACUUCCGAAAGCAAGGGAUAACAGGCCCUCGCUACCGCCCGAUCACCGGGAACUCCGCCGAUAUCCGCCGUCUGUUUUCGGAAGCACAAUCGAAGCCGAUUCCCUUUCACCACGAUAUCCUCUGUCGCGCUCUGCCUUUUUACUUCCGUUGGUCCGCCGAGUACGGGAAGACGUUUCUGUACUGGUUCGGGUCGAAUCCGCGACUGGCCAUAUCCGACCCGGAGUUGAUUAAGGAGGUGCUUGUGAAUACGGGCGGGUCGUUUCGAAAGGUCGGGUUCAACCCGCUGUCGAAGGCGCUCUUCGGGGAGGGGCUUGUCGGGCUGGAGGGCCAAAAAUGGGCCACGCACCGGAGGAUCGCAAACCAAGCUUUCACAAUCGAGCGUGUAAAGGGGUGGGCACCCGAAAUUGUUGCUAGUGUGUGGAAUGUGUUAGAGAAAUGGGAGGAGAUGAAGGGCGGAAUGGAGGAGUUUGAAUUGGAAGUCCACGAAGAAUUUCGUCGGCUGUCAGCAGACGUAAUUUCAAGAACCGCAUUUGGAAGUAACUUUGAAGAAGGCAAACGCAUCUUCGAUUUGCUUGAACAGCAAACGCAUCUUUUUUCCCAGGCAGUCAGAAGUGUUUAUAUUCCUGGCUUCAGAUUUUUGCCAACCAAGAAGAAUAGAGAGAGGUGGAGAUUGGAGAAAGAAACUCGUGAAUCAAUAAAACUGUUGAUUGAGACUAACAGCAAAGGGAGGGAAAACUCAACUAAUCUACUCGGCCUAUUAAUGUCAUCUUACAAGAAUCAAAAUGGGGGAGAAGAAAGACUUGGAGUGGAGGAAAUCAUUGAUGAAUGUAAGACAUUCUAUUUUGCAGGAAUGGAAACAACUGCUCAUCUUCUAACUUGGGCCCUUCUACUGCUAGCAAAGCAUCAAGAAUGGCAAGACAAGGCCCGAGAAGAAGUUCUCCACAUCUGCGGGUGCAAAACGCCACCUAUGGCGGAGAAUUUGAGCGAACUUAAAAUCAUAAGUAUGAUAAUCAACGAAACACUUCGACUCUAUCCUCCGGCAGUGAUGUUGAAUAGGCAGGCGUCGAAACGGCUGACGCUGCGAGGCAUAGACAUUCCUGCAGGCACACAACUCUACAUGGCCGUAGCUGCUGUCCACCAUGACACAGAGAUUUGGGGAGAAGAUGCCAACAGCUUCAACCCUUUGAGAUUUGGUGAGCCUCGAAAACAUUUAGCUUCAUUUGUGCCAUUUUCGUUGGGUCCUAGAAUCUGUGUAGGCCAAACCAUGGCGUUGGUUGAGGCCAAAAUUGCGGUGGCCAUGAUAAUUCAAAGAUUCUCUUUUGUUGUUUCUCCAACCUACGCUCAUGCCCCUAUGCUGUUUGUAACUUUACAGCCUCAGUUUGGUGCUCAGCUCCUCCUUCGGAGCUUAUGGAAUUGAACUCACAGUCAGAAACUUGUGAGGCUUUGUAAACCAUUUAGUAUCAUGUGGUGGCUUUUGUUGAUGUAAAAUUUUCAUACUUUGAAAAUUAUGAAAAACUAUAAUAGAUAAUCUGUAUUAUAGUCGAUCUAAGAUCGAAUUUCUUUCUCCUCCUCUGUAAUGUGAUAUUGUGAAAAGAAUAAAUAAGUAUGAUAGUUUA
Molecule: messenger RNA, 1833 nt
Organism: Momordica charantia (bitter melon)
Lineage: Eukaryota; Viridiplantae; Streptophyta; Magnoliopsida; Cucurbitales; Cucurbitaceae
Gene: CYP721A1
Product: cytochrome P450, family 721, subfamily A, polypeptide 1
Molecular function (GO): oxidoreductase activity, acting on paired donors, with incorporation or reduction of molecular oxygen; iron ion binding; heme binding
Source: RefSeq, a predicted model, not a curated record